AGUGCCACAACCCUUCCUUUGUUUGAUGAUGUGUCACAGCCACAAGCUGGUUGACAGAUCUGAAGAUCAGCUGUUAGAGCUUUUACUCUUCUUCAACCAACAGUCUCAUCUGCUUUUUAAAGAUGAACCAGCAGGAUUGGACACGCAUCUUUGAUGAAGAAAUGGCAAUUCUAAGUGGUAAAGGAGACACUUGGAAUCUGUUGUUUGAUGAAAGUAUUGAGCCCAAUAAUCCAGACUAUGGCUGGACGAAAUACUUCAGGAAAACAAGUGCAAGAUUCAGCUGCACCUCAUGUAGGAGAACUUGGCCUUCAAACCGGGUCAUGGUUAUUUUCCACAUGCGCCUAAUUGGUGGGCAGGGCACUGUCAAGGUGAGGCCUUUACGUCAAGAAUGCAACAGUUGUCCCACUGCAGCGAUGGUGAAGCCAUUGGUUGAGCCAGACAACAUUCAUAUCCUCAUGACGAACCUGGUGAAGAAAGUUAGAAGAAAUUGCUACCAUGAAGAAAUCGAAGAGCCAAACAGGGUGUUCAACGCCGUUGAUGUCAAGAGUCCUCAUGAGCCUGAUCAUUGUGAGGGAUGCAGGCUAGGAGUCUGUGACAGAGAUUGAGCUAAUAAUGAUAAAGCUAUAAAAUCUUCUACAAAAUGCCUCUUUCUUUCUCUCUCUAUAUUCAUACUUUUGUGUUUGUCAUUCAGUUUAUUAAAUCCAUGUUCAUUUGUUCUUGCAUAAGAAUACAUUCAUUUAUAAAUUGUAUAUGAAUGUUUCAGCAUGAGAUAUAAAAUGUCUAUGUACUAUUUGAAUUCAAACUUAAUGUGUCUCAAUAGGUUUUCAUGAAAAGGUAUUUCUAACUGAUUAGUUAUUGUGGUAAACUGGCUUUUAAAUAUGAGAAUAGAUAAAUGUUUAACAUUACGAAUGGGUCUGAAAAAAGUAUCUUAUUACACAGUUUUAAAAGGAUGUACCUUUUCAAAAAAAAAAGAUGUGAUAAUUUUGUCC
Messenger RNA from Cyprinodon tularosa, 989 nucleotides. Its product is annotated as receptor-transporting protein 3-like. The coding region runs from base 123 to 605 and encodes 160 amino acids. NCBI's taxonomy places the organism in Eukaryota, Metazoa, Chordata, Actinopteri, Cyprinodontiformes, Cyprinodontidae. Gene Ontology annotation, biological process: protein insertion into membrane; protein targeting to membrane. The record is from RefSeq and is a predicted model, not a curated record. The transcript is spliced from 2 exons. Gene Ontology annotation, molecular function: olfactory receptor binding.